AAAAAGAGAAAGAGAGGAAUGGCCAGUUCCAGUAAUCAAGCAUAUCUCUAUGAAAGGCCACAGCUGAGCAGACUCUGUUCUCAAAUAAGAACUUCAAGAUGGCAUCAGCUAGGAAUACAGCUAGAAGUGGAUCAGGCAACACUCAGUAACAUCAGAGAUGAUGGCUCCAUCCCAUACGACGAGAAAAGAUGCCGCAUGUUUGAGAAAUGGCUUGACGGUAACUCUAGAGCAACUAAUAAGCAGCUGCUGGAAGCACUGAGACUAAAAGUGAUUGGAGAAGAUGCAAUGGCAAAGGAAUAUGAGCAGACACUUGUAUCAAGCCAACAAGAAACCAACAAGGCAAUUGGGUGUACAGUAGCUUCAACACAGCAUGAAGAUAAUCCAACUAGAGAAGUAAUGGAAGAGAUGUUAAAGAAGGCAAUAAGCACAAAAAAGCUAACCGGCGAGGCACUGCAGCUCCAAGGAAUGUAUCACAAGCUCCUACCUUUAGUCCAGACCUCGUGCAGAGAAGAUAAACUUGAGCCGAUGAAAAACAUCCUCAGGUCAAUACUUCAAGAGAAAUCCCUCUACCAAUUGGCAGCCAUUGCUAAAUACCUGAAAGAAAUAAACAGCCUCAGCUCUGUAGAUCAAGUUUUCCAAUUCCUUGUCGAGAAACACUUCAUAAGUUACCUCAACUUUCAGCUACUCAAAGAAUUCGCAACUGAGACAAUAUGUGGUCCUAAGGCAAGCAAGAAGAUAGAGAGGGAGAUCUCAAAGUACCAGAAGCACUUUAAAAGCUUCAUGGAUAUACCAGAGUUCUCAACUCUGGUACAAGUCUUUGAUAAAACCCCAGAGCUCAACCCAAGCACCAUAAUGGGACUCCCUAUUGUAAUAAUAUCAUUAGUUGACUCCUGGAAGCAUCGGAACAGAAAGGAGCUGAGUGAUUGGAUACCUUUUCUCAAGGAAAACAAAGACCUACUGCAGUCAAUUGGAUAUAAGUGUAUACUCAUCACUUAUGCCAUCUUUCCUGUUGAUCUUCCUCAGGUGAUGACUUUCCUUAACGAUUGUACUAAAAUGGAGGAGCUGAAAAAGAAUGGGAUAACUAUAGAAAUAUCAGAAGAGGCUACGACAAUGUUUAAGUUACUUUCACCUCCAGAUGUAAGUAUCUUGAUAUCAAAGUUGGAGGCAGAAAUGAAAGUUCUGCAGGAAGAGAACAUAAAGCUCAAAGAAAUGACCGAGUCUGUGAAACAGACUCAAGAAAAGAUGAUCUACAUGUUCACGCAGACUCAACAAGUGUUGAUACAAACUCAAGAUAAGAUAACGCAAACUCAAAAGGCUCUGAUGCAGAAUCAGGAAAAACUAAUGGAGAAACUGAUGGUAACAUCCUUGCACCGUAGGAAAUCAUUACAAAAUGGAGAGCAACACAUAAGAGUGCAAAAAAGAAGAAGAGCAAAAUCAGAUAUAUUCGAUCCUGAUAGCAUCUCAGAAGUCCUUAAAGAUUCAAGUAGCAACUAUCCAAGUGGAGCUGCUGACAGAAGAUCUUCCGCUACUGAGAAUACUACAUACAAUAGCUACACACUCUGACUUAAUAGAAUAACAGACACAUUAUAUGUACCUGUAUGAGCAAUAACUGCUCAUGUGAAGUGCUGAAGCAUAAUAUUACACAAACAUGUAAUACUUUACAUUGCAGUUGUUUUUUUAAUGAUUUUUCUAGUAGCGUUUCAUGAUAAAUGAG
Molecule: messenger RNA, 1714 nt
Organism: Amphimedon queenslandica
Lineage: Eukaryota; Metazoa; Porifera; Demospongiae; Haplosclerida; Niphatidae
Exons: 3
Coding region: 19-1563 (514 amino acids)
Biological process (GO): signal transduction
Molecular function (GO): protein binding
Source: RefSeq, a predicted model, not a curated record